Arctia plantaginis is the source of this 1428-nucleotide messenger RNA. Lineage: Eukaryota; Metazoa; Arthropoda; Insecta; Lepidoptera; Erebidae. The record is from the annotation of a GenBank genome assembly.
AUGGGUUCCUUAACUAAAAUUGUUGUGUUUUUAUACGUAACAUCGGCUGUUUUAUGUACCCCUUUCAUUAAUCAAUUGCAACCAGGGCAAGAAUGGCCUAAACGUAAUUCGGUCAAACAACCAAAUGCUGAGGAAUCUCUAGAUUUAACAAAUGAAGUUGUAACAGAAACCGGGGAUGCCGCUGAGUUUGAUAAAGCGGCUUUAGAAGAACCUGAACCUACUUUAGGAAAAUCGGGGAAGGUAGAUUACACCGGGUGCCAAGUAUGGAAAGUUUCCACAGCAAAAGCUGGUGCUAAGGCAGUUAUUAAUAAGCUGUCAUCCGAUAAACUGAUAGCGUCAUGGGGAGGAAGCGAAUCAUCAAUCGAUGUACUGAUCAAACCAAAAGUAAUUGAAAACGUGACAACUGUUUUAAGAAGUAAAGACAUACCAUACUCCAUUAUGAUUGAAGACCUACAGCAAAGAAUCAACGAAGAAAAUCCACCUUUAGACGAAAACGAAAUUGAACUACAGGACAGACGAGGUCACCGCAUGACAUGGAAGCAGUACCACAGAGUAGAAGAUAUCCAUGGUUUUAUGAAUUAUUUAGCUGAAACUUAUCCCUCUAUUAUCAGUGUCAACACAAUUGGAAAAUCACACGAAGGACGCGAUCUUAAGGUAUUACGCAUUUCGGACGGCAAGUCGACCAACAAAGCAGUAUUUAUUGACGGCGGUAUCCACGCACGUGAGUGGAUCAGUCCAGCAGUCGUAACUUACUUAAUCAAUCAAUUCGCUGAAAACUUUGAUGUUGAGACAGAUGACAUCAAAAAUAUCGAUUGGUAUUUUUUGCCGGUUGUUAACCCCGACGGCUAUGAAUACACUCAUAACACAGAUCGAAUGUGGAGGAAAAAUCGCAAGCGAUAUGGCAUAGGAUUCUGCUAUGGAACUGAUCUGAAUAGAAACUUUGGAUAUCAUUGGGGCGGCAAAGGAGCUUCGAUUAACCCAUGUAGUGAAAUUUAUCGAGGUGAAGCUGCCUUCUCUGAGCCUGAAUCUAAAGCUAUCUCUGAUUUCUUUGCAACAACAGCUACGAAAUUUACAGCGUAUCUGACAUACCAUAGCUAUGGCCAGUAUUUAUUGUACCCAUGGGGCUAUGACAACACUCUACCACCAGACUACAAAGAAUUGCAAUCCGUUGGAGAAGAAAUUGCUGAGUCUAUAAGAAAGGCAGGUGGUUCAGAAUACACAGUGGGUUCAUCCAGUGGACUACUCUACUCUGCAGCUGGAGGUUCCGAUGACUGGGCUAAGUCUUUGGGAAUCAAAUACACAUACACUAUCGAACUCAGUGACACUGGACGUCAUGGCUUUGUAUUACCAGCAUCAUACAUUAAACCUGUUGCUAAGGAGAACUUAGCUGGACUGAGAGUUUUAGCUCAAAAAGUAAAUGAAGCAUAA